GUUCUUCAUCUUGACAAAAGGCUUUUAGCCUUUGUUCAGUUCUUAAUGGUUAUGGAGGAUAGUUCCUGUUAUUUGGCAGUUUGGAUCAUUAAUUAUAUCAAAAUCUACACUGUAAUGACACAGAGUCUCCACAAGUUCUCCAUCUCAUGGAGUAUCGCUGUAGGCAUCUCAUAGUCAUGGCCAGGGUGGUGUCAAGAUAUGCAGUGGUUGGAAAUUGGGCAACAAACCCUCCUUUGCUCCUCACCGCCUUCCUGGCACAUUCCCACCUUCCCCAUGUAGCUUCUCAUUGAUGGGUGCACCUUUCCUCUAUAGCCAUUAGGUGGCAGUCGUGUACAGAUGAGAAGCCUCUACUUUGCUUUAAACAAGUCUCAGAUGUUUCUGUAGAAUGGCCACAAGCUAUUUAUUACAUGCUGUAUUUCGUGUGCGCUAGGUGUGAUGGUUACUGCUCUGUGGUAUCCAUACACUAUUUAAUUGUUCUUUGGGAAAUUGGAUGUCUGUUCCUGUCUCUAUGCCAGGAAAAACAUAUCUCUUUGCCUUGGUCUUGGCAUUUUGGGGUUGUUUAACUCCUAGGACCUGCCUUAAUUGCUGUGGGAGACAUUUCUGACUGGAAACCGUUGCUAGUAGCUCUCCUUCAGGACCAGGUCCCCAACAGAUAGAACUGGGUUUGGAAGAAGUGAAAGGCAUGGCAGAGCCUGGGGUUAGGGAACAGAGUGACUUCCAGGCUCUGUGGGAGGAGAGCUGCAAUCCCCUUUGUUCCCUGUGUGGUUUAAGGGGCUCCUUUGUGCUAUCCAUUUCUUUUUCAUAGGCAAACACUUUUUUGUUGGCGGCUCAUGAGGCUUCUAAUCAGGACUUAUCUUUACCACACCAUAACCCGUUAUAGACCAGAAAACUACUUUGCUGCCCCUUAGUCCCUGGUCCCGUAAACAGCCCUUCUUUUUUCAUUAGACACUAUAGGAAGACUACAGACACUGCAGAAGGGUGUUGCAGAGCACACAAAUGAAUUCACUUUGGAUGACAUGCAGCCUCCCCCACUCCCUCCCCUCUAAAUGCAUGUAGUCUUUUGAUUGUCCUUUAGAACCUGACUGCAUACCUGACUCACCUGAAGCAUUUGCUGACGUUAGGAUGAACCUCCCUAAGUUGCUUUAAUCUGCUGGAUACUGGCUGUGUCUGCUUUCUAUUCCUGGUUCAGCCACUCCCUUGCUGGUGACCCUGUCAGACUGCUUGGUGUGUUAUACCUUCAUUUCUCUCUCACAGUGAGGUUUGCAUAUUUAUCAGCCCUGCUCAUGAAGAAAGGAGGCCUUACUGUGCAGAGAAGAAAGAGCUGAAGGUGCAUUGUGCUAAGGGAGAGGAGGUGUCAGGAAAUAGAGGACCCAAAGGCUGGGAAUAAGAAAGGAAGAGGAAAAAGGAGUGGAAAUCUAGGUAGUACAGGAAACAGCAGAUAACCACUGUCUGCACCAUCCAGUGCAAGUUGGUGUUACAGUUCUUUUAAUUUCCUAAAAGCUGUUUCUUUCAGUUGUUCUUGUCUCUGGGUAUGAAUGACAAACAUGAACUGUUGUUAUCCUAAAGGAGCCUGUCUGGGUCUGCGGAAGCUGGCUUCUGGCUGGUGCUCUCCCAGACACUUCCCUAACCGUUUCCCUUCCUUCAAACUCUGUUUCCUCUUCUGUAACAGAGGAGGUAUUUGCAAGCUGCCAUGAAGCUCAGUAAGGCUCUGUUCUGUGGUUUUUGAGACAUGACCCUUCUUAUGGAACGCAUGCUCUUCCAGCAUUGUGGAAAUAGGGGAUUUGAUGUUCAUGAUGAAGGUUCCUAGUUCCCUUUGCUAAUGAGGAUGAGUCAUCAUAAGCCCCUAUGUGGUCCAGAAAACUAAAAUGUAGGAAGGCAGUUCCUCUGUACAGCCUCUGUACAGCCUGCUGAAGACCUUCCCAGAGCAAGAGAAGCCUUUGUGGUGGUACACGCCUUUAGUCCCAGCAGUGGGAGAGAGAGGCAUGCAGAUCUCUGCACCUAAAGCCAGCCUCAUGUACAUGAAAAACUACAAAAUGCCUGGCUAGAGCAAGUGGUACUGUAAUAUCUGCUACUGCCUAAAUUCCAGCUACAUUAGUCUUUGUCCUGAUGCAUAAUUACUUCUUUUUGUAGCUUCUACUUGGUGAUUUGAUUUGGAAUAAUUAAUUACGUAAUUUUAAGUUACUAUCAUCUAUAUUUGUUUGAAAUCUAGCUCCUCCCACUGUUGGUGUAUUCUUUUACUUUUUCAUUGGGUUCUUAUGUCUAUCAUACUUCCAACCCUUUUUCCACCCUAAUCCUUCUCAACCCCCAACACAAGGUAGGAGAGAAAGAAGGUUAGAGGAAAAGAGGGGCUUAGACCUCUUUAAACUACUUCCUGCUGAUUAGGAUUGUCGGGUUCCUUGAGGCAAGUCUAAUCUUCAUCAUCAGAAUAUCCAGCAAUAGCAAGCCAGCAAUCCAGCAAGCCCCGAAGCAGGUGGAGCAGCAGCCACCACAGGCUUUCUCAGGGCUCUCUCAUUUAUAUCCUCUCCAGCGACCCCCAGAAUUAAACGGUCUGCAGCUGGUAAAGAUCAUGCCCCUCCCAGAGCAUGAGAUAAUUAUAGCUAAUGGCUAUGGACAAACUGAAGCAGCCCCAUAUCCCACACCUGGGAUUAAAACAAAAACAUAUUCAUAUAACAUAAUUAUGUUUUUAAAGAAACGAAAACUCACUACAUUCCACAGUGAGACCCGAGUUGUAAGGGAUAUUGGUUUUGUACUUAAUGUAUUCUUGACUGAAUCAUGUAAAUGAAUUUUGAUGUAUCCUAGAUAAACCUGUUUUUUAAUUUAACAAACAUAUUUACUAAGGCAACAUUUCUUUAGGGUUAGGACUAUCUAUACCUCAUUGAUCUUAUACCUGUUAUAGUCCAUUUCCUCUCCAGGUGCCAGACUAGUGGGUGCAGUUGGCAUUUGUCACUCUGGGAGUCACAGCCUCCUCUCAGUGACCACAGUGAUGAUCUGGAAAAGCUGAUAACAGUGAUUGAUAGCCAAAGAGUGACAGAUUGAUUGCUGUCCUCGGUGCAGCAUUCCUCUGUAAAAACCUACACCCAGCCUCGAAUGGACUUCCUUAUGUCUGCGGCUCCUGGAAGCCUUUCUUCCUGGUUCUCCAGAUACAGUUGUAGCUGAGCUAGAACAGCCACAGCUAGGUAGAUAACACAUGUUUUCUGCCCUGUUUGUCAUUUGUCAAAGAUCUAAGUUUGUCAUCAGUCUUUGUUGUGAUUUUUACCAUAGAUCAGAACUAAAGCUAACAUCCACUCAAAAAUGAGUUUUACUAGGUGUAUUUUGUCCAAGAGUGGCCAUAAGUUCAUAACACAUAUAUACGAUUCAGUCAGGACUAUUAGCUGACUUCUAAUUUCAAAAUCCUAGCUGUCUUGCCAUUGUACCCACUUACAGGUGUCUUCCUUACGGACUCUGACUCUCAUUUCUUUUCUGUGUUCUUGUUUUUCAGAUUAAAUCCAGAGCAGGUUCUGUACAGCCCUGGUUUCUACGUUUAAAUGAACUUUGCUAGAGGAUAGACAUUUCUGACCCAAGAAUCCAUCACUAGAAGCCUAGAAACCCUAGCACUUCCAUUGAACAUUACUGGCUUCCCUUUGAGUCUGAGAUUUGUUCUGAAUCUCAAUGUGUUUAUUUCUUCACAUACUAAUUGUGAACUGUGGCCCUGAGUUCUCUCUUUUCUUUGAACUUUUGCAUUCAGUGAAAUUGCUAUAAAAAUUUAUGUUUCUUUCAGGGUUGCUCCUCUUUUUAGGGGCUGGGUUAAAGGGAGCUGGCCAUUGGUUUGAGGGUUCUUGUUUGUUUUUGAGUUGGUGUUUCUUUCACUAUGUGGCACACCCUGGUUUCGACUGCCCAGUCCUCUUGCCUCUGCUUACGGGGUGCUUGGAUUACAGCAUGUGUUGUUAUGCUUGGUUUCUGAUGCUCAUUCUGAGCCGUCUUAAGCUGACUUCCACAGUGAAUGUGCUUAGCACUAGGAAAUGGAUUGUACUGGCGGCAGCUGAGGAUAGAUCACUGCCUCCCAAGGAGCUGUGCACCUCUCAGCCCUGCAACCACAAGUUGUCUCUGCUGCCUCUCUGUUUUUUUAUUUCCUAUGCUACUGUUUGUGAUAAGCAUCACUCUGUUCUUAUGUAGAUUCUCCUUGGUUUUGUUUGUUUGUUUGGGUUGGUUGCUUUUUGACUAGGGAUUCUUUUGAGUCUGGGGUGCUAGUGUUGGCUUCGGGUGGGAGGAGAGCAACUCUGGAAACCUUCCCAUCCCUCAAGAACAGGUUGUGCCAACUGUACCAUCCAUUCCGGUACCUCUGCCGCUGAAACUGGUUCUGGCACCUGGUUUUGCAUCAAAUUGAAGGGUGUUUUGUUUUUUCAAUUUUGUAGAGUCACUGAGCAGUGUUAUAUUUGAAUGCACCAGUGCUAAUCAGUGAACCAGAACUUUCUGGGUCAUGACAUUACUUUGUCAAGCCAGUUUUCUGCAGAAAACCAAGACCAUUGAGCUGGUGACUGUGGAGCUUGGCUUCCAGCUAGAAACCCAGAUUCCUGUAUGUGACCUGACCUCCCUUCCCCAGUUUCGUAGGCUUCACACGGAGAGUUAAGCUUUCAGAUGCACUUUCCUUGAAGGUGAUGGAUGGCAGUGGAUAUGGCUGACUGCUCACAGGGGAAGGAUCUGUCCUCUCGGAGUGAAACCGACCUGGACUGCAUUUUUGGAAAAAGGAGGAACAAGAAGCUUGCUCAGGAUGGCUGCAGCAACUCCUCUGCGGAUGAGGUGAACACCUCCCUGACCACAACCACGACCACCACUAGUGCCUUCACCAUCCAGGAAUAUUUUGCCAAGAGAAUGGCCCAAUUAAAGAACAAGCCACAAGCCUCAGCUCCAGGGUCUGACCUUUCAGAGACCCCUGUUGAAAGGAAAAAGGGAAAGAAAAAAAACAAAGAGGCAGCAGACACAGAUGUAGAGAACUCUCCCCAACACAAGGCCAAGAGGCAUAAAAAGAAAAAGCGUGUGGAAGCAGAGAGGGGCCCUGUGGCCAAGAAGAGAGACCGAGCAGAGCUGCAGCCUGGAGGCCCCAGUGAGGACGAGUGUUCCGAUGCCUCUGUCGAAGCUGCAGAAGAUUGUGUACAAACACCAGACAUCCAGGAUGAUGUCCCAAAGCCCAAGAAGAGGAAAGCAAAGAAAAAGCUGCAAAGGCCAGAAGGAGUAGAAAUAGACGCCACACUAGACAGAGCACCGGUGAAAAAGAAGAAGAAGAAAGUUUCCAGAUAACUUGUGGCCUCCAACCACUCAACUGUCAGCACACUGCAGGGCCUGAAGUGAGAGCACGGCGAAGCCCAGGUGGCUCAGCAUCUUUUAACAUGCCCACAGGUUGCUGCUUCUACGCACCACAUUUCCACAUUUCCCCCAGGUCACCUUCCUAGGAGAACUGAUUUGAAUGUUCCAGAUCAUGUCUUUCAAUAAAUAAAAUAACUUUUAAUAAACAAAUAGAUUCUUUUUUAAGUGCUGA
Mus musculus (house mouse) is the source of this 5512-nucleotide messenger RNA. RefSeq names its product PIN2/TERF1 interacting, telomerase inhibitor 1 (gene Pinx1). The transcript has 3 exons. The coding region runs from base 4639 to 5274 and encodes 211 amino acids. Gene Ontology annotation, biological process: protein localization to chromosome, telomeric region; negative regulation of telomere maintenance via telomerase; negative regulation of protein ubiquitination. The record is from RefSeq and is a predicted model, not a curated record. Gene Ontology annotation, cellular component: nuclear chromosome; nucleolus; chromosome, telomeric region. NCBI's taxonomy places the organism in Eukaryota, Metazoa, Chordata, Mammalia, Rodentia, Muridae. Gene Ontology annotation, molecular function: nucleic acid binding; protein-containing complex binding; telomerase inhibitor activity.